Pygocentrus nattereri (red-bellied piranha) is the source of this 4517-nucleotide messenger RNA. Its product is annotated as atrial natriuretic peptide receptor 2. The record is from RefSeq and is a predicted model, not a curated record. The coding region runs from base 256 to 3381 and encodes 1041 amino acids. Gene Ontology annotation, cellular component: membrane. Gene Ontology annotation, molecular function: guanylate cyclase activity; ATP binding; natriuretic peptide receptor activity. Gene Ontology annotation, biological process: cGMP biosynthetic process; protein phosphorylation; receptor guanylyl cyclase signaling pathway. Lineage: Eukaryota; Metazoa; Chordata; Actinopteri; Characiformes; Serrasalmidae. The transcript is spliced from 22 exons.
UCACACGCAACACACACUCACAGGGGAAUCGCACGGCGAGCUCAGGAAUCCAGUUAACCCUGUAAACAGGACUUUUCCUCUGAGGAGGAAACCCACGCUAAUGGAUUACUCUCUCAUUUCGGCUGAGCUGAGGGAGAAACGCGUAUGAUUGCCUUUGAAGAAGCUUAGCCUCCCUCUCUCCCUCUCUCCCAGUCUCUCACCUGAGGGCUUUCCCUUCUCAGGCUCGCUCGGAGUUUUGGUUCCCUGGUUGAGUUCAUGAUGGGAUAUAAAACGGAGCUCCUCCAUCGGUUGUUAACGGUGAGUUGCCUCGCGCUGAACUGGUGCGGAGCGCACGCGGGGAACAUCACGGUGGCCGUGAUGCUGCCGGACAAUCUGAAGUACCCCUGGGCAUCGCCACGGGUGCUGCCCGCCAUCCGCAUGGCCAGAGAGCGCAUCCUGCAGAGCGAUCUCCUGGGGGGACACGCCGUGAACCUCCUCAACUUCAGCGUGGAGGACUCAACGGGCUCGUGCUCCGAAAACAAGGCGCAGAUCAUCGCCGUGGACACGAAGCUCUACCACAAACCGGACGCCUUCAUCGGUCCCGGCUGCGUGUACUCAGUCGCCUCCGUGGGCAGAUUCGCGUCCCACUGGAAGCUGCCGCUGAUCACCGCCGGAGGACUGGCGUUCGGUUUCGACAACAGCGAGGAGUUCAGGACGGUGGUCCGGACCGGGCCGACCACCACAAAGCUGGGAGACUUCGUCAACUCCCUGCACGCGGAGUUCAACUGGACAAGGCGCGCGCUCAUGAUAUUCCACGAUCUGAAACAAGACGACAGACCCCACUUCUUCCUCUCCGAGGGUAUUUACCUGAACCUCCGCGAGGAAAACAUGACCGUGGAGGCUUUCCCGUAUGAAGACAUCACCCCCUACAAAGAGAUCGCAACGUUCAUUAAGGAGACCGGCAGAAUCGUUUAUAUCUGUGGGCCCCUGCAGACGUUCUUCAGCAUCAUGAGAGCUUUUGAGGAAGAAGUGAAAAACUUUGAAGACUAUGCCAUCUUCUACCUGGAUGCACUUGGCGAAAGCCUCAGUAAUGAGGCUCUCCAGCCCUGGCACAGCUCAGAAUUGCAGUGGAAGGAUCCCAUCAGGAUGUUCCGGAAUGUAUUCGUUAUAACAUAUCGGGAGCCCGAUAAUCCAGAGUAUGCAGCUUUCCAAACUGAACUUCACAAGCGAGCAACACAGGACUUUAAUGUCCAGUUGGAACCUUCCUUGAUGGACUUCAUUGCCGGCUGUUUCCAUGACGGCUUUGUGCUGUAUGCAAAGGCCCUGAGUGAGGCUUUAGCAGAUGGAGUGUCUCAGAACAAUGGCCUUGACAUCAUUAUGAGGAUGCAAAAUCGCAGCAUUUGGGGGGUGACAGGCCUUGUUAGUACAGACCGAAACAAUGCCAGGUACACAGACUUCAGCCUCUGGGCCAUGAGCAACCUGACAACUGGACAGUAUGCGGUUGCUGGCUACUACAAUGGCACCAAUAAGGAAAUUGUGUGGUCUAAAAAGGGUAUCCAGUGGCCUAAGGGGGUUCCGCUUGAUGACCCCCGGUGUCUGACCUCUUGUGAAGAUAAAAUCUCUGUCCUUGGAGUUGUUGCUGUGGGGUCUGGCCUUGCCCUCAUCAUUUUUGGAAUGUCAAGUUUUCUCAUUUACAGGAAGCUGAAGCUGGAGAAGGAGUUGGCUGGGAUGCUAUGGAGGAUUAAAUGGGAGGACCUGAAAUUUGAGAGCCCUAACAAAUACCACAAGCGUGCUGGCAGCCGUCUUACUCUGUCCCAGAGGGGCUCCAGCUACGGCUCCUUGAUAUCGGCGCAUGGCAAACAUCAGCUGUUUGCAAAAACAGGCUAUUUUAAGGGCAACCUGGUAGCAAUCAAGCAUGUGAACAAGAAGAGGAUUGAGUUGACCAGACAAGUGCUGUUUGAACUGAAGCAUAUGAGAGAUGUCCAGUUCAACCAUCUGACAAGGUUUGUUGGUGCCUGUAUAGAUCCACCAAACAUCUGCAUUGUGACUGAGUAUUGUCCCAGAGGAAGUCUUCAGGACAUCCUGGAAAACGAGAGUAUCAACUUGGACUGGAUGUUCCGCUUCUCUCUGAUCAAUGACAUUGUCAGGGGAAUGAACUAUCUGCACACCAGCUACAUUGGUUCCCAUGGAAAUCUAAAGUCAUCAAACUGUGUGGUGGACAGCCGUUUUGUACUGAAAAUUACAGAUUAUGGUCUGGCAAGCUUUCGGUCAUCAUAUGAUAAUGAAGACUCACAUGAACUAUAUGCAAGAAAGUUAUGGACAGCUCCAGAGUUAUUGAUAUAUGACAGACCUCCACCCCAGGGAACACAGAAGGGAGAUGUGUACAGCUUUGGGAUCAUUUUGCAGGAGAUAGCCUUGAGGAACGGGCCGUUUUUUGUAGAAGGCAUGGAUCUGAGCCCAAAAGAGAUAAUUCAGAAGGUGCGGAACGGUCAGAAGCCCUAUUUCCGGCCCACAACAGAUAACAGCCGACACUGUGAGGAGCUGACCAUCCUGAUGGAGGGCUGCUGGGCUGAGGACCCUGCCGAGCGCCCUGACUUCAGUCACAUCAAGAUUUUUAUCACCAAACUCAACAAAGAAGGGAGCACCAGCAUCCUCAAUAAUCUGCUGUCAAGAAUGGAGCAGUAUGCCAACAACUUGGAAAACCUGGUGGAGGAGCGCACCCAGGCAUACCUGGAAGAGAAGAGGAGAGCAGAAAAUCUGCUCUAUCAAAUCCUGCCACAUUCUGUGGCAGAGCAGCUGAAAAGAGGAGAGACAGUGCAGGCAGAAGCUUUCGACAGUGUCACCAUCUACUUCAGCGACAUAGUGGGCUUUACCUCAAUGUCAGCUGAAAGCACACCGUUACAGGUUGUAACGCUGCUGAAUGACCUAUACACAUGCUUUGAUGCCAUCAUUGAUAAUUUUGAUGUGUAUAAGGUGGAGACCAUUGGCGAUGCGUAUAUGGUAGUGUCGGGUCUGCCUGUGCGUAAUGGAAAACUCCACGCUCGUGAGAUUGCCGGGAUGUCUUUAGCUUUACUGGAACAGGUCAAAACCUUUAAAAUCAGACACAGACCCAACGAUCAGCUGCGGCUACGUAUAGGAAUUCAUACAGGGCCUGUCUGUGCAGGCGUGGUGGGCCUCAAGAUGCCCAGGUACUGUCUAUUUGGAGACACUGUCAACACAGCGUCAAGAAUGGAGUCCACUGGGGAAGCCCUGCGGAUACAUGUGUCUUCAGCCACCAAAGAGGUACUCGACGAGUUUGGCUACUUUGACCUCCAGCUGCGGGGGGAUGUAGAAAUGAAGGGCAAAGGCAAAAUGAGAACCUAUUGGCUUUCGGGGGAGAAGACAGAUGUCUAUGUUAUCUGAGAGCCCUGCUGAUGGAGCGAGAGCUGCCAGGCCAAGCCACUGCAGCUAGAGCCACUGUUUUGGAUUUUGAUUCUGUAUCCAAAAGCGUACGUCAAUCCACCUACCCCAGCCUGUAUACGCUGAAAGAAGGUGAUACUUUGAAGUGGCUUGACUCAAAUUUGUACAUCAUUUUCCACAUUUCCAUUUUGCACUUGCUUGCCACAGUUAAAGACUAAAGCUCAUAGAUGUGUAUUUUGAGUUAUUCAUUCUAUAACAAAUCAGUUAUUUGCUUCUGACGACAGAACCAGUGUUGGAUAGAUAUUCUUGGUUGGUGGGUUAUUUUCAAUUCACACUCAUACUGGCACAAUGCACAUUACCUUACCUGGGCUCAUGCUACUCAUGCUGGGUUCACAGUUGUGCUGAGAAUGGUCCACCACCCAAAGAACAUUUUACCAAGUGCUGUGGAGGGUCCUUUGAUGGAUAAGGUAGAAUGUGGCUGAAAAAUUGUGCAACAACAAAUGGGCUAGUCAGUAAUUGUAAACCUACAAAAUACUGCUAAAUGGUAGGUGUCCCUGAUAAAUGAUGUAGGUACAAAGUAGUCCCUAAUAAACUGAUAAACUAGUAACUCUGUAUAUUACAUGAAAAAACCAAAGACUAAAAAACUGAAAGACAAUUGUGUUAAAUGUGAUAUACUUUAUUCAUGUGGAAAUGAUGUACACAAAUGAAUCAAGCAAAUUUAAGGCACUACUUGUUUUCAGAGCAGAACGGUAUCACAUUACUCUUAAUACCUUUUUGAAGGAGGUCCAUUCAGGUAUAUUUCAUACCUGCUUUAACUGCAAAAAUCAAACUGUAAAGUUUUUUUAUGAUGAAAAAGCUUUCCGUGUUGAGAGUCGGAGACCUUUUUUCCAUGUGAGAUUCUUAUUUUUGUGCUUUCUAUAUUCAAAUUUGUAUGUGAUUUUUGGAAACUGGUGACAUGUACUCGAUAUCUCCAGGCAGCACCCAGAAGGAGGGGUGAAGGGUACAGUACAUCGAAUGUUAAGUCAGUGCUGGCAUCAAGACAUAAAGUUUCGCCCUGGUACUACCCAAGUUAAUAUUUGUAUAUAUGUAUAUCCAAGACAUUGUAAGAUAUUUUGUUCAAUAAACGAAAUAUAAAAGGA